CAAACACCGAAGAAGUUGGGAAACCUGCCAAUCCACUCCAUAAUGAGCCCUGAGAAAUAGCUUCUCUGGGGGAAAUAAAGCAGAUCGCAUCACAAGAGGAAAGAAGCUGGCAGGUGCAGGGUCCACAAGAGCCUUGCCUAUCACAAAUUGCUUACCUUUCCCCCUGCUGAACAACCUCAGGAUCCCACACAUUCAUUUCCCAUCUUUUGGGAAGGUUGAAAACAAUGGACUGGAAAAACACAGAAAUUCCCUUUGACGCUAUCUCAGCGCUUGCAUAUAUAAUCGUUGAUGAUGUGAUCAAAAGUGCUGAACAGGUUGUUAUAAAAGAACAGCUGGAAAAGGCGGGUAUUGCAAGUCCUACCGUUGUUCCAAGUCGGGAGAAAUUCUUCGCUGAGCCUUCUUCAGUUGCUGAGGCCAAAUAUGAAGUGAAAAAUAUCAAGUGGCUGACAUGCAAGGAAUUCACGACGACAAAAGGGCUGAUGAAGAUUGAAGAAUACAUGAAAACGUGGGAGCUUCAUAAGAGCUGGCUACACUGGACAAACUACAUAGAAGAAGAAGAACUGCAGUAUAGUACUAGAUAUCAUUACCGAGUACGCUGGAGCAUCCCAACCUGUAGGAAGCCCAUCCCGCGAGCAACAGCAAAUGUCUAUUUCAUCAUAUCGAUUUCCAAAAUCAAACCGGAGACAUUACCUGUUGAAGUAUUCUUUGUAUUAGAGACAAACAAGUUCAUACACAGGCCAGGAGUAUGCAGAUUUAAAGAAAAAUGGCUCAAAGACAUAAUUGAAAGCAAAGUCAUCCUGAUGGAGACAGUAAACUUUUAGUACUAUUAUUAAUAAUUUUAUGUAUGUGUUUUGAUUAAUAAAAGUUAUUUCUUUAGUCAGCUUUCCAUUUUUGGCCUCUCCACAUACCUCUAAGCAGCUAAUUCAGCUAUCACAUGGAUGACAAACUUGCCCUGAGACUGCGGUAAAGGGCAGGUAAUACAUGUAAAUAAAAAUAGAAAUGUUAGUUUCACAGAAGGAACACACGUCCGCAUCCAAAUAUGAAGAUGCUUACCUUGCACGUUGUUCCAGGAAGGCCUGCCCUCAUGAUUGCCAGAAAUCCCAAUUUAUUUCACAAUUUGAGCUCACAAAGAAAUAAUGAAGGAGUAAACAGACUGAGUGCAUAUAUUACCCAUGAUACUCAAAGUAUUUUCUACAUGAAGCAGUCUUGGCAUUUAGUCCUCCUUUAAGAACUGCUCACUACCCCCCAUUCCAAAGUGAGGAAUGGAUCUUCAGAAUGACAACAAAUGCCUUCAGUGUUAUUAGAAGGGGACAAGUGACAUCCUUCUUUGUUUACUGGCAUUGAUCAAAAACAUUUCAAAGACUCAGGUGGGGCUUCAAAGUGGCAAACAGCAUAUUAAACAGGUGUGUCCAAGAAAACACUUAAAAAAUAUACAUGUCAUGCCCCCACAGAAGCUAGUCAUUUUCCCUAUUAAGUAUAAGUUUCCCAUAGCUAGCAUAGGAAUUUUAGUUAGCCCCCAUCCCUUUAAGAAGUUUCCCAAGGGGCAGUCUUCCUGUUAUUACCCAGUAAUCCCCCUGUUCAGUCAGUCCAAGGUGCCUAGAGUAGUUGGAAGUAGUUGUCAUGUCCAAGGUGUAUAGAGAGCAUUACGUUAAGGUUAACAGAGAGUAGUAUCUAAAUAAAAGACUCAAGGAACCUAUAGAAAGCAAAGACUAAGUGGAAUUUCUUGAAAGGAGACAAGAAAUAAUAAAGUCUACAGCUUCAAACUGUUCCAGUCAAGCAAGUACUUUAUUUUAGACAGACCCUGGGAGGAGUUAGGGUCUCCAUU
Sphaerodactylus townsendi is the source of this 1825-nucleotide messenger RNA. RefSeq names its product A-kinase anchoring protein 14 (gene AKAP14). Gene Ontology annotation, molecular function: protein kinase A regulatory subunit binding. The transcript is spliced from 5 exons. Gene Ontology annotation, cellular component: cAMP-dependent protein kinase complex. The coding region runs from base 225 to 821 and encodes 198 amino acids. NCBI's taxonomy places the organism in Eukaryota, Metazoa, Chordata, Lepidosauria, Squamata, Sphaerodactylidae. The record is from RefSeq and is a predicted model, not a curated record.